UUUGAAGACAACGCUGGAAUGAUGGGGACUGAGGAAGAGGUGGAUGCUGCUGCCAACUUAUUUAAAUUACCAGCAGUAGAUCUGGAAGAAUACGACACCGACAGUGACGUCGAGGACAGUACUGAUAAUGAUUACGAUAGUUCAGAUUCAGAUUAA
Paramuricea clavata is the source of this 156-nucleotide messenger RNA. The record is from the annotation of a GenBank genome assembly. Lineage: Eukaryota; Metazoa; Cnidaria; Anthozoa; Malacalcyonacea; Plexauridae.